Messenger RNA from Pogonomyrmex barbatus (red harvester ant), 847 nucleotides. Its product is annotated as dipeptidyl peptidase 4 omega. Gene Ontology annotation, cellular component: plasma membrane. Gene Ontology annotation, biological process: proteolysis. Gene Ontology annotation, molecular function: serine-type peptidase activity; dipeptidyl-peptidase activity. The record is from RefSeq and is a predicted model, not a curated record. Lineage: Eukaryota; Metazoa; Arthropoda; Insecta; Hymenoptera; Formicidae.
ACCUCAUGACGAAGAACAAGCAGCGAUACCGGUGGCGUUUGCUGGCCUGCAGCAUCGUCAUUAUAAUUGUGCUGGCUCUGGUGAUCGCGGCGGCGAUCCUCUUGACCGGCAGUCCGAAUUCCACCGCGUCCAAAAGGAACGGCGCACCCGGCAUUUCCCUGGAGGAGUGGCUCUCCGGUUCGUUAUCCCCCAAGAGCUUCAACGGCACGUGGAUCAGCGGCUUUGCUGUCGAGUUUCGACCACCAUUUAUCCGCCGACAGGAAAUAUUUAUUGCUCGCUCUCAACUACCAAAAACUGUAUCGUCAUACGUACUUGGCCCAUUACAGGAUCGUGAAUCUGGAGACUCUGUAAGUAAACGAGCCAUGUCUCAACGGCGCUUGCGACAAUCAUAUCUCAAAUUUAUUUCCGCGAUUUCAAGUUCGGAUUUGCAUUUUAAUCUCGGCUCCGAGAGACGGGAGAUAGCCGGGAGAAGCCGCGCCACACCAGGCCGCGUGCAAAUUACAAACUGCGCACGAAUUUAAUUCCGCACCGUCUUACCUCGCCGCCUUCGACCCGCGUUCCGCGUCUGAGAACUUUCCCUCGGAUUUGAUCAUUAACUCAGCAUUUAGGAGCGGUUAUAUCACGAUUACCGGUAUCCCGCCGCCAUCCCCGACCGCCAACAAUCUCGCACUCUUUUCUCAUCUCCCCCAUUGGCGAAAAAAAUUUAAAGCUGCCUUCUAAGGCCUUACCCGCAUGGUUGCACUUUUCGCGAUAUCGAAGCAUUUGCUAGUCUUGCAAAGGAAAGUCCUACUCUUCUCAAAAGUUUCUGCACUUUCUUUAUUCUUUAUUCUCAAUUUCUAGCAAUGCA